Molecule: messenger RNA, 4555 nt
Organism: Syngnathoides biaculeatus (alligator pipefish)
Lineage: Eukaryota; Metazoa; Chordata; Actinopteri; Syngnathiformes; Syngnathidae
Gene: pak4
Product: p21 protein (Cdc42/Rac)-activated kinase 4
Exons: 11
Coding region: 198-2138 (646 amino acids)
Biological process (GO): protein phosphorylation; intracellular signal transduction; regulation of MAPK cascade
Cellular component (GO): cytoplasm
Molecular function (GO): ATP binding; protein serine/threonine kinase activity
Source: RefSeq, a predicted model, not a curated record
CGAGCCUCCCACCCGCCCACUCUUUGACGCUUCCAACAUGGCGUCGGCAAAGUAAGACUUUGGGCUAAUAGUUUGUUCUCGGCUCUGGUACAAAAUCACCCCGGGGGCUUUUUUUGCGCUCUUCGGGGCGCCACGGACGGUUCACCGGGGAUCUUACGUGCGCUGAUGCUCGGCUGUUUGCCGCCCCGGCCGCCGCCAUGUUCACCAAGAAGAAGAAGUCGCGCAUCCAGAUCUCGGCGCCGUCCAACUUCGAGCACCGCGUGCACACGGACUUCGACGAGCAGGAGCAGAAGUUCGUGGGCCUGCCGCGCCAAUGGCAGUCGCUCAUCGAGGACACGGCCAAGAGGCCCAAGCCCUUCAUCGACGCCACCGUCAUCACCACCGUGGACCCGCACAAGACAAUCGUGCGGGGCAACAAGCUGGGGGCGGACGGCUCCUUGACUUGGCUUCUGGACGAGUUUGACAACAUGUCGGUGACUCGCUCAAACUCUCUGCGGCGGGGCAGCCCCCCCGUCCAGCCUCGCCAGGAGAACGGCGACCCCCACCAGCAGCGGCUCUCGCAGUCGGACAGAGACCGGCCCAGGCUAGACCACCAGGGCGUAAGCGACCCCCCGCACGGUCAUCACGCCCUCCGCGGCUCUCAACGAGGCGACGGGGUCCACGCCCGGCCUCAGCAGCAACCCCGAGGCCAGGAGCCGGGCCGGGGCCACAGAGACAGACCGGGCGCCGGUCCACCGCCGCCGCCCCCUCACAGAGACAGAGAGCAUCGGGACCAGAACCAGGAUCAGAUGGGCCGCCGCGACCCCCACGGCGAGCAGAGGCCAAAGUCCAGCUACCACGUGCGGGACGGCAGCCCCCAGUCCCCCCGGGAGAAGAGGCCUCUGUCCGGGCCCAACAUCCGCACCCCACACUUGCCGGUGACCGACGGGGUGAUGAAGACGGCGCAGCAGACGACGCGGCCCUUCAACACGUACCCUCGGGUGGAGAGCGACGGGGGGCGCAGUCCCGCUGGGCCGCCGGUGCGUCCCCACGAGUCGUCCCCUCAAAACGGCCCCGGCGUACCCCGCCGAGGCUCUUCGGGCUCCAAGCCCCCCGUCGGCCACCCUCAUCACAGCUCGUCGCACCCCAGCCUGACGCCCGAGGGCGGCCCGCAGCCGCAGCCGCCUCAGCCCAACGUGCCUGCGCCGCGACCGCCCGCCCCCUCGGGCCUGCCGCCGCCCCCCGAGGCCCGCUCCCCGCAGAGGGAGCCGCAGAGGGUCUCCCACGAGCAGUUCCGCACGGCUCUGCAGAUGGUGGUGGACCCCGGCGACCCGCGGACCUACCUGGACCACUACAUUAAGAUCGGAGAGGGCUCCACGGGCAUCGUGUGCAUCGCCACCGUCAAGACGACAGGGAAACUGGUUGCGGUGAAAAAGAUGGACCUGAGGAAGCAACAGCGCAGAGAGCUUCUUUUCAAUGAGGUGGUGAUCAUGCGUGACUAUCACCACGAGAACGUGGUGGAGAUGUACAACAGCUACCUGGUGGGCGACGAGCUCUGGGUGGUCAUGGAGUUCCUGGAGGGUGGCGCCCUCACCGACAUUGUGACGCACACCAGGAUGAACGAGGAGCAGAUCGCCACCGUGUGUCUGUCCGUCCUGAAGGCUUUGGCGGUGCUGCACACGCAGGGCGUCAUCCACCGCGACAUCAAGAGCGACUCCAUCCUCCUCACGCACGACGGUCGGGUGAAGCUGUCCGACUUCGGUUUCUGCGCUCAGGUGUCGAAGGAAGUUCAGCGCAGGAAGUCUCUGGUGGGCACUCCGUACUGGAUGGCACCCGAGCUCAUAUCACGACUUCCCUACGGACCCGAGGUGGACAUUUGGUCCCUGGGCAUCAUGGUCAUCGAGAUGGUGGACGGGGAGCCGCCGUACUUCAACGAGCCGCCGCUCAAGGCCAUGAAGAUGAUCCGAGACAACCUGCCACCCAAACUGAAGAAUCUGCACAAGGUGUCGCCGGUGCUGAAGGGCUUCCUGGACCGCAUGUUGGUGCGCGACCCGUCCCAGCGCGCCUCCGCCGGGGAGCUGCUGAAGCACGGCUUCCUGGGCAAGGCCGGGCCGCCGUCCUGCAUCGUGCCCCUCAUGAGGCACAACCGUGUCAGAUGAGGACUCCUUUCGGCACAGUUUGGCCUUUUCUACUGUUGGGGGGGGGGGGCGCGAAAGUGGGUCUUUCCUGGUUCUGCUUCCCUGGAUAUAAAGCAAUAAUUUGGGUUGUGUGCAUGUGCACGUGUGUGAUUGUGUGUGUGUGUGUGUAUUCCCGACUCGAGCACGAGUCUUACUGUUAACGGAAAGAACACGUACUGUAACCUGCCUAACCUGGAACUUUUAUGAUGAUGAUGAUUAUUAUUAUUAUUAUUAUUUGGACCCGGGGUUGGAUUUUAAGAGCGGACGGGGAGAGCUUUGGCCCGGUUUGGAUCCCCGGCUGGAAUUUUGACUACUGAGGGACGCACGCCAGCGGGAAAACGAGCAAAACAUGAAGUCGAAGGUAAACACUGGAGUUGAAUUUUUUUUUUUUUUUUUUUUUUUUUUUUUUAAAUCCUUUUCUAUACGGGCAUAUGAGUGUCACUGUCAUGUGGUCCUGAUUUGAUUUUAAUGUUCAUGAUGAUUCGAUAUGAUGAUGAUGAUAUUUCAAGCACUGUCAACACUAGAAGCUGCACACACACACACACAAGCCAUGACAUGACUGCAGGUUAAUGAAUUACACAAAAAAUAAUAACAAACCAGUCGUUCAUAGAUAUAAAUAUAACUAUAUGCUGUACAACCACUCACACACACACACACACACACUGGUUGUCAUGUGGCUGCUGGGUGUACAUACAUACUAUUUUUUUAAUUACCUUUUUAGAUUCCAGGUUUUGUACGGGAAAAAAAAAAGAAUAGAUGACAUUUGACAUUUGAUCUAGCGACGAUGAUUUGUGAUAUCUUUCCAAACGGUGCUUUUUUUUUGUUUUUUUUUUUUUUUCCUUCGCUGACCUGAACAAGAAACGUGAUUUGAUACCAAACAAAAGCAAGCGUGGCUUUGGCAUGUAGCACAGAUCACACACGUCGUUAUUUUUAUAUCUAGAAUUGUGCUUCUCAUGUAGCAGAACUUAGCUGGUACGUCCUAGUUUACCUCCCGAGCAGCAGGGGGCAGCGUGCACACCUAUCCUUCCUUUUUUUGUGUUUCCUUUUUCCUGGCUGGAACGGAAUGUUGGUUCACUUUUAGAUUUUAGCUCCAAAAUUUUAACGAAUCCAUUUUUUUUUUUUGACUCGCGAGUGAAGUGACAAUCAAUUGUACUUGAAAUUGGUAGCCCUAAAAAAAAAAAAAAAAAAAAGACACUUAACUUCUCUACUUACAUUUUUAGGAAAAAAUUGUUUUUCAUUCAAGCAAACAUUGACCAAAAAAAAAGAAAUCAUAAUUUCCUUGGUGGAGGUCAUGAAACAACCUGCAUCCUACUCAGGGUAAUGUGUUGCGAAGAAAGGCUCUCUAACUCUCGUUACAGAUGCUAACAGUAAGACGUAGUUAGAUUCUAUUCUAUGCUAGCUUGCUAACGUGUCGUUAAAAAGUGGCUAGCUAACACUGCCGACUCCAAGGAGUUACUUUAAUGUGAUUUUAGCCCCGUCAGUGUUCCGCAUCGUUUGAAAACAUUUUCUUAAUAUUUUUGAGUGGCAAACUAUUGUCCAUAAGUAGAACGUCGGAGAAAUUGGCGAGGCUAGCUCACGCUAACGAAUGCAACUAGCUAGUUUUAAGGGCACAAGAACUACAACGCGACGCGUUCCACGACAUUCCUCGCGCAUGGAAAAAACCGUUUUCUCGUGUUUUGCGCAACAAGAUGGCGUCCAAGAAGCAAGACAAUGCUGUGUCGGAUAGAAUAAAACUGGCGACACACAACUAGCGAGUUUUACUUCCCCGUCCUGCGAUGAUAUGACAUAUAUGUUAAAAUUCCUCAUGCUAACUUAUCAGAGAUAAAGGUUUGCUAACUUCGGCGACUAGCUAGUUUUACAACAUUUGAGACCGUGUUCAUUAAUGACACAAUUUCCCACAAAUUGAAAAUAAUUGCUGGUGAUUUCGAGCCACAAACUGACAUGGCUGCGUCGGCGAACGCGGCUAAGUUAGUAGCUAACACUGACAACUACAACUAAUGAUUUUUAUGUAACGUCCCAAGACACUAAAACAUGCGUCAAUAUUCUUUGCACGUUUAAAUCUUUGUGGUGUAACAAGAUGGCAUCGAAAAAGUAGAAUACGGCUACAUGCAAGAAAAUGACCAAGCUAGCUAACAUUCAAAGCACAAGCGCCAAUUACCUUUCGUAAACUUUCCCGCGGAUCUUGUUCCCGAAUGUUUUCUUCCGUUCCCGUGUUACUGUUGAGGGUUCGAGUGCCUCAUCCUUGCCUCGCGCCGACAACCGACCGGCCCAUCCCGGUUAAUCCUGUGUACGUACAAAGCGAGAUGAACUGUUCCACUACUCGAGCUGAUGAUGUCAUCAGCGUCUGUCUGUGUUGUCACUGGGAUUGGCGAGAGAAUAAAAACACUUCGCUUUGAAAA